AUGCGUGGUUGUCAAGAGCAUAGGGAUUUGUGCUGGGGAGAUGUAAAGCUUUGUAAGGACGCACAAGGUAACGACUAUCUAGUUUACAAUGAAAGACAGACAAAAACAAGGUCUGGAGUAGACGCCUCAAACGUUCGAAAAGUUUCCCCGAAAAUGUUUUCAACUGGUGAUGAACGAGAUCCUGUCGUGGCGUACAAAAUUUACCGUGAAAAGCGACCGGAAAACAUGAUGGCUGACGAUUCGCCAUUCUACUUGGGAAUAAACCACACGAAAACAGACGGCUCCAAAAAGCACUGGUUCAAGUCGGCACCUAUGGGUGUAAAUAAAUUAAACACUUUGAUGAAAACAAUGGCUUCAAAAGCAAACAUCAACAACGAGCGACUCACGAACCAUAGUGCUCGUAAACACAUGAUUCAAAAACUUAAUGACAGUGAAAUUCCGCCAACGCAUAUAAUGCAGUUAAGUGGGCACAAGAACGUGCAAAGCAUAACAAACUAUAGUAGCUUGAACCUAAAUCAACAAAAAAACAUAUCAGGCAUCUUAAGCCGAGCAUCGUUUUGUUUGUUUUUAUAGUUCAAUAAAGACAAUAUAGUUCAGUAAGGACAACUCAGUUCAUAAAUUACACUUAAGUUCACCAACUAUUGCACGAGUUCAGAAAAUGUCACAACUAUAAAUAUAUCUUUAUUUGUGUCGCAGAUGCAUAAAGGCAGGAGAAGGGGAUUUGAAUGGAUAUGCGCUUACUAAUGAUAAUGAUAAUAUUUAACUUAAAUUAUUUAUUAAUUUUUAUUAUUAUUGUUUUUUUUUUUUUUUUUUUUUUUUUUUUUUUUUUUUUUUUUUUUUUUUGAGGGGUUCUCUCAGGAGCUCAUGUGUAACCUUAUAACAUAAAUAAUAACAAGAACAACAGCUAAGCGACAAAGUACAGUUCAGUUCAGUUCACCAAGUUGCGAGGGGCUUGUUUAUAACACUUCAACAUCAGUUUUCUUUUUUGUUAGUUCAAUAACGACACAGCAGUUCAAUAAGUAGACAACAGAUCAAUAACCACACCAGUGGUUCAAUGACUACACAUCAGUUCAUUGAGCGUAAACUACAUGCAGCUGCGGGAAGAAUAGCCACAAAUACGUUAGUUAUUUUAAGAAUGCAGAGCAUUAAGUAAGUGGUAAAUACUCAUUUAGCUAUGGUACGAGAACUAAAUAGAUAAAUAGCUAUGUUACACUGUUAUUAAGUACUAGUGAGCUCACUAAUAUAGACGGGAACAUAGACUGAUGUUAUUUAAAAUUUUAGUCCCCUCAGAAGGUCUGUCAUUCUCAUCAGGGGCACAGUGAACAGACCUGGAAAGAGAGUCAGCGCCGAAAGGGUAAAGCCAAAUCGGCCCGGAGAAAACUUCAACUAAAUAACCCGACAACGCGUGCGUUAAUAAAGCAGAAAAAAAUAGAGUUAACCGUGGAUGAAAUCAAUCUUGUUUUUUGACUCUCUUUCCGCACGUUUCAAACCGUGGUACCACAGCUGGCCCUACGUGCUUGAGUUGACUACCAUCAAUCUAUGUUUAAAAUAGUUAUUUUUACCGUACAAGUCCUGAACUUUCAACUCUCUUGGUUGUUUCAAACUUGAAAGGCAGCUGCUCGCUUCCUGACCAUAUUUCAAAAAUCUGCUUUCGAUAUGAUAAUGUCUGUGCAAAUAUGAGAGAUCAUAACAAUUGCAGGCGAUGCCUCACCAAGGUACCAACAAUUUUCUUUCCUAAACGAAUUAGAAAUAAAGUUUCAAAUGCGUCUAACUCACCGCAGCUUGAAUAAAAACAACUGGUAGGAUGACUGCACUUUGUUUUCUUCACUCGAUGGCUUACGUCAUUUCAUAUCACGCGCAAUCUCUUCAAAAGUUAACCGGCAACCGCCGUGAACUUUCGCGCGCAACUUGGAGGAGUUACGUCACAGUAAUCCUAGUGUCCAAGUGAGGCCUUUUUCUCACUAGUUCGGUUUUCUUAUUCCAAAGAAGAUAUAGAAUUAAAUUACAUAAAGUUUAUGUCUGUAAAAAUGUACAGCAUUUUUUAGUUAACCAUUUCCAUUAUGGGCUAAGCCAAAAAAUACAUAAAUAAAUAAAUGUGAUGAAGGUGACAUACAAACACACAAACAAUUAUUUAAAUAACAAUAAUAAUGAGUUAUGACGGGGUUUUACAACCAUGAUACCCCGCCCAUAAACAUCCCUAUCUGAUUUUACAAGCAACCAAAAGGAUGCCUGUCGCACGAGUGCAAUGACCCUCUACAGCCGUGAACAAGCUGACAGAUCUGGCGCACAGCGGGCAGUUUAAGGGAAAGACAUGGUUGCCAUAUACCAGAAUAGCCCAGUAUAUGGAUUCAAUAGCUCAGUUUUCUUUUUUGUUAGUUCAAUAACGACACAGCAGUUCAAUAAGUAGACAACAGAUCAAUAACCACACCAGUGGUUCAAUGACUACACAUCAGUUCAUUGAGCGUAAACUACAUGCAGCUGCGGGAAGAAUAGCCACAAAUACGUUAGUUAUUUUUUAAUAAGAAUGCAUAGCAUUAAGUAAGUGGUAAAUACUCAUUUAGUUAUGGUACGAGAACUAAAUAGAUAAAUAGCUAUGUUACACUGUUAUUAAGUACUAGUGAGCUCACUAAUAUAGACGGGAACAUAGACUGAUGUUAAUUGAAAUUUUAGUCCCCUCAGAAGGUCUGUCAUUCUCAUCAGGGGCACAGUGAACAGACCUGGAAAGAGAGUCAGCGCCGAAAGGGUAAAGCCAAAUCGGUCCGGAGAAAACUUCAACUAAAUAACCCGACAACGCGUGCGUUAAUAAAGCAGAAAAAAAUAGAGUUAACCGUGGAUGAAAUCAAUCUUGUUUUUUGACUCUCUUUCCGCACGUUUCAAACCAUGGUACCACAGCUGGCCCUACGUGCUUGAGUUGACUACCAUCAAUCUAUGUUUAAAAUAGUUAUUGUUUGUUUUUAUAGUUCAAUAAAGACAAUAUAGUUCAGUAAGGACAACUCAGUUCAUAAAUUACACUUAAGUUCACCAACUAUUGCACGAGUUCAGAAAAUGUCACAACUAUAAAUAUAUCUUUAUUUGUGUCGCAGAUGCAUAAAGGCAGGAGAAGGGGAUUUGAAUGGAUAUGCGCUUACUAAUGAUAAUGAUAAUAUUUAACUUAAAUUAUUUAUUAAUUUUUAUUAUUAUUGUUAAUUUUUUUUUUUUUUUUUUUUCGAGUGAAGAAAACAAAGUGCAGUCAUCCUACCAGUUGUUUUUAUUCAAGCUGCGGUGAGUUAGACGCAUUUGAAACUUUAUUUCUAAUUCGUUUAGGAAAGAAAAUUGUUGGUACCUUGGUGAGGUAUCGCCUGCAAUUGUUAUGAUCUCUCAUAUUUGCACAGACAUUAUCAUAUCGAAAGCAGAUUUUUGAAAUAUGGUCAGGAAGCGAGCAGCUGCCUUUCAAGUUUGAAACAACCAAGAAAGUUGAAAGUUCAGGACUUGUACGGUAAAAAUAACUAUUUUAAACAUAGAUUGAUGGUAGUCAACUCAAGCACGUAGGGCCAGCUGUGGUACCACGGUUUGAACACCGACGUGCGGAAAGAGAGUCAAAAAACAAGAUUGAUUUCAUCCACGGUUAACUCUAUUUUUUUCUGCUUUAUUAACGCGCGCGUUGUCGGGUUAUUUAGUUGAAGUUUUCUCCGGACCGAUUUGGCUUUACCCUUUCGGCGCUGACUCUCUUUCCAGGUCUGUUCACUGUGCCCCUGAUGAGAAUGACAGACCUUCUGAGGGGACUAAAAUUUUAAAUAACAUCAGUCUAUGUUCCCGUCUAUAUUAGUGAGCUCACUCGUGCUUAAUAACAGUGUAACAUAGCUAUUUAUCUAUUUAGUUCUCGUACCAUAGCUAAAUGAGUAUUUACCACUUACUUAAUGCUAUGCAUUCUUAUUAAAAAAUAAGUAACGUAUUUGUGGCUAUUCUUCCCGCAGCUGCAUGUAGUUUACGCUCAAUGGACUGAUGUGUAGUCAUUGAACCACUGGUGUGGUUAUUGAUCUGUUGUCUACUUAUUGAACUGCUGUGUCGUUAUUGAACUAACAAAAAAGAAAACUAAAAUCAAAAAAUGUUAUUAAAAGUUCUUAUUACCCAGUUCCCUUAAAUCCCCUUAAUUUAAAAGUUAACAAAUAAUGCCACCCUGUCCACCACCCCCCAGAAAAUAAACUCCUUGUAACCGAGCAGUCUGAGAUCAGAAAAUAUAAUAAACGCCCCAAAAAACCAAACCAAGCCGUGUAAGCAAUCUAAAAUUGGUUUCUAUUCAUGCAAAAACAAUAACAAGGGUGCGUAAUGUAUACUGCAAUGAACCACCGUACAGUCUUGCGGCAACAGAGGUUUUUGCUGAGCUGCACCUGUUAUUGGCUACCUCGUGCCUACUGGACAGAUACCACAAAACUACGCAAGCAGGAUGACGGAGCACUGUAAACAAGCCCCCCGUAAAAUGAUGCACUGAACUGUACAUUAAAAUCACGAAAGCAGGAUGUUGAAGUGUUAUAAACAAGCCCCUCGCAACUUGGUGAACUGAACUGAACUGUACUUUGUCGCUUAGCUGUUGUUCUUGUUAUUAUUUAUGUUAUAAGGUUACACAUGAGCUCCUGAGAGAACCCCUCAAAAAAAAAAAAAAAAAAAAAAAAAAAAAAAAACAAUAAUAAUAAAAAUUAAUAAAUAAUUUAAGUUAAAUAUUAUCAUUAUCAUUAGUAAGCGCAUAUCCAUUCAAAUCCCCUUCUCCUGCCUUUAUGCAUCUGUGACACAAAUAAAGAUGUAUUUAUAGUUGUGACAUUUUCUGAACUCGUGCAAUAGUUGGUGAACUUAAGUGUAAUUUAUGAACUGAGUUGUCCUUACUGAACUAUAUUGUCUUUAUUGAACUAUAAAAACAAACAAAACUGAGCAAUUGAAUCCAUAUACUGGGCUAUUCUGGUAUAUGGCAACCAUGUCUUUCCCUUAAACUGCCCGCUGUGCGCCAGACCUGUCAGCUUUACUGCUGUAGAGGGUCAUUGCACUCGGCGACAGGCAUCCUUUUGGUUGCUUGUAAAAUCAGAUAGGGAUGUUUGUGGGCGGGGUACCAUGGUUGUUAAACCCCGUCACAACUCCAUUAUCACUUUACGGUUAACAAUCACACUCGCGGCACCAUAUUUCAUCAAGCCGCCUUUUAUUUAAAAAUUUAUACUUCAUUGUAAUUAUACAUAGACGUUUGAUAACAAUACAGGGUAUGAUAACCAGAUAUGCGGCAUUGUCAAUUAACUGUAAUAUUGUAUCAUUUUCUCUUGUAACUUUUUCCUAGUACAGAAAAUAUUCCUUAAUUUAGAAUCGACUCCCUUAGAAAUGAAAAAAGAGACUGGUAAGGGUAAACCCCCCUUCGCCUUCAUUAAUAUUCUCUCUACAGACGUAGACACAGAAUCAACCUUAUCAUACAUCAAUGGGUAGGCAAAUAAACCACCUAAAGACCUCUUGGUCCUUUUAAACUUCAUACGAUAUAAUCCCUCCUUAAAACUAAUCACAUUCCUGUGAAUAAACCCUUUGGUGUAACCAGACUUCAACAAACGCAGGGUAAACAAUUUCAAGGAUAACUUAUAAUCAUCCUCACAAAGGGAAUUCCUAAUAUAACGCAUGCACUCAGUCCUCACUAAGCCCCUAAAGACAUGUUUUGGAUGGUUAGAUUUAGGGUUUAAAUAAGCAAACUUAUGAAAUUUCUUAAAAAAUGUCCAAUAAUGUAUAACCCCUGUAGAUAAGGUUAAAUCAUCCAAAGCUAACACUAAAUCUAAGUACUGACAAGUCACAUAGUUUUUAACAAUGUUUACUACCAGGUUACUAGGGUAAAAGAGCAUUAUUUUCUGUAACUCGGACAGUAUACUUUUACUGUCCCUUACAGAAAACAAAAUAAUACCAUCAUCAACAUACCUUUUCAAAAAGAUUACUUUUUUAGCAUCACGCACUAAAAAAUACUUAUACUCAGAGUAUAACAAAACUAAAUCGCUAAUUUCCUUACUAAAAUAACAACCCAUGCUAACCCCCUUGACCUGUUUAAAUAAACUAUUACCCACAUUAAAAUAAUUCCAAUUAUUGCAAAAUGAAUACAAGUCUAAAAGAAAAUCCACUUCUGCCUUCCCCAUUCCAAGUAUUAUUGCCAAUUCCCUUAGUGUAUUGCUAGCGUCCUUAAAGAGAAUAUUUGUGUACAAAUCCUUAAAAUCAUAAGUUACAAAGGUACAUCCACCCACUGAACUCAGAUUAGUUUUCCCUAUUAAACCAACCAAUUCAUAACUAUUCCCUAAAAUGGAAUAGGGUAAUGAGCUACUUUCUAAAUAAUCCUUAAACCUAACCAAAAUUGACCUAAAUCUCUUCUGUAAAUAUUUAGAUGCCUCUACAGUACACCACCCAUACCCAGUUACUAUGGGCCUACCUGUUAAUAGACUUUCAUUCUCCAUACUAGCUUUUUCUUUUAGUUUGUGUACUUUUGGAAAUAAAUUCAGGCUAGGGAGAGUGUAAUCCUCUAUACUAUUUCCUAAAUUAAAGCCUUUAUAAUCCUUAACUGGUAACACCUCGAUAUGUUUCUUUAAAAUCGUUUGUAAAGAUAACCGACAUCUAAGUUUUAUACUGUCUACAUCCUCCAUAUUCCCUACCAUUUGAUAAAAACCAGAUUUCAAAUGCCUAUCAUAUUCCUGUUUAUACCAAGAAGAAUUGUUAAGAGACCAGCCCAGGUUUUUGUCACUCUCCCUCAGAAUAUAAGCAUUAUCCUGACUUAAAUCUCUUAAUAAUUUUAACCCUCCUUUGGUUACUAGUCAUCCCCCUAACCGUAUUAUCAUGUAAAGAUCUACUUCUAACACUUCUAACAUGAUUUACAGAGUAAAAAUCAACUAAUUUUAAAACCUUGGUUAUAAACCUCCUCUCCAAACAACCUAUUCUAGGAUGGAAAAAAUUACGAAAAAUUUCCUUCCUAGCAUUUCUGCUACGCCCUCCCCCUUUCUUCCUAACCCUCACCCUAACACCGGCUAAAUAUUUAACAUAACUCAAUACAGCUAGUUCAGUCUGUUUUUUAACUGCACGCUGCUUCUUUAUACCAUCGGAUGUAGGUUUUCCUUGCAAAACGAAACCACCCCCAUAGUUCAAUAUCUGCCGCUCUUCUUUGGUUACAUUGCAUCCAGUGAAGUUGUGUAAAUUCACUCUAUCGCGUUGCCUUUCUCUUUCAAAUGUAAUGUCCUCACCAUUUAGUCUAUCCUUAUGAAUAAAGGAUUUUAAAUCACUUUGUGAUAGGGCAUCCCUCUCUUUUACAAAGGACAGAAAACAACGCAUAAUUAAGUGUCUUUCAGUUCACCCGCAAUUACUAGGCCUCCUCUUGCAUAUCAUUUCUCCUUUAUUUUGGUAUAAUAAUCUCGUCCUUUCUUGAUUCUCCACUGUGUUAUUUCAGAGGUAAUUAACUUCGUCCUACUCUCUACUAUAUCAUCAACUUUUCUCUUUAUGGCCGCUAACUCAAAACCCAUGCAUUUCUCUUUUUCUUCCAGAACCAACCUUGAUUUUUCAUCCUUACAUGUCACUACACCACAAACAGCUGUAUACUCCACAUCUGCUUCCUUUCUUAAAUUAUAUAAUUCAAACUUUAACCGUGCCAACGUACUGUACAGUCUAUCAAUCUUUUGCAAAUCACUUCUUAUAGCAGAAGUAAUAUGGCGAGAUUUCAAAACCUCUACAUACCAAGUCUCUAUUUCUUUAGGCAUUGUUCCUUUUAAGCACCUUCACAAAAAAUCUUUCUCACAAGUUUCAAAAUAGCGUUUACACGUAAGUAUUUCUGCUCACGCCUCAAAAUUUUCAAAGAAAACGAACAAUUCUUUGUUCAACAGUAUUCUGCUCGCAGCGCGCACUGGAAAUAGUUAACUUCCCUUUAAAAAUUUUUAAAAAAACUUGACGUAAUCUAUGCAAUCACGUAGCCCAGACGGAUUGCACAAGUUCACUAGUCGUCUCCAUACACAGCGAACUUCGCAACUAAGGUAAGCAUUCCUAACCCUUCAAUCUCUGCAUUUAUCCUCAUCAUUCAGUAUAACACUUUUUGACAAGGAAAUAACACCUGUGCCUGUCGUUAAGGACUUGGGUGUUCUUCUCGACACACGCCUCAGUUAUAACCAACAUAUCACUGAGAUUGCCUCUAAAUGCCUUUUUAAAUUGUACCAAAUUAACAGAAUCAAGCACCUCCUGGAUAGGAAAACACUUCUGUUAGUAAUAAAUUCAUUUGUCUUUAGUAAACUCCAAUAUUGUUCAACUGUCUGGAGUAAUACCAGCAGCAGCAAUAUUGACAAGUUACAAAAAGUCCAAAACUUUGCUGGGCGAAUUAUUCUGGGACUAAGAAAGUAUGACCAUAUCUCGGAUGGGUUGCGAUCGUUGAAAUGGCUUCCUAUUAGAGAGAAACUCAUUCUAAAUGACGCUACUAUGAUGCACAAAUGUAUUAACAAGCUUGUUCCAGACUAUCUUGCUGAUAUGUUUAAAUCACGUUCUCAAGUCCAUAAUAGACAAACUCGAUCAUCUGGUGCUUUGGAUAUACCUUUAUGUCGCCUGUCAACAGGGCAGCGCUCCUUUGCUUUCAGAGGAGCCAAACUCUGGAACUCCUUGAAUGAUAACAUUAAGUCCUUAAAAUGCCCCAGGAAUUUUAGACGUCAUCUUGCAAAUGUUUUAUUAAGUUGAUAUAUUAUAUUAUUGAUAUAUAUUUUGUAAUUAUAAUAUUAUUGUAUUUACAUUCUCAAUUAAUUUAUAUAUUUGUAUUUUUUUUAUUCUAUUGAGCUGAAAAGCCCACUUAGGGAGCAUCAAUAAAGUGUAUGUAUGUAUGUAUGUAUGUAUCCUAAGUAAAAACACCUAGUAUGUAGAUACCUUACGAGGGAAAAAACAAACCAAAAUUCACUCACCCUUACUACUAUAGACCACCGCAAUGGACACUCCAACAUGCCAAAAAGGAAAACGACGUAGGGUAGAGGUAUGUAGCAGUAUUUUUAAAACAAAAGACAUCCUUAAAUGACAAAAAGGCACGUAGGGCUCAGCCAAAUGGUACCAUAAUAGCGUCGAAACGUGUGGAAACAGGCUCUUUCUCCGAAACCCGCCCCAUUCCCCAUCGGUUUCUUUAUAUUCUGCUAACCCUUCCCCUCCCUGACCUGUUUCCUUGAUUGCCUUCUGAGCUCCUGAUGAGACAAGGCUUUCAACCUUAUGUUUAGAUAGGAUGUUUUUCGUUUUUAAAGAUGAGCUCAUCAUAUCUUAUUUUUCAUAUACACCUGGGUAGCAUAAAAUAACAAUAGUAGACAUAUUAUCAUAGGUAGGUCACUCAUUUUUACAGCUAUCACCAGAGGAAGAAAAAGAAAUCAGAUCGUGCCUGGCGGCCAUCGAAAUGGAAGAGAAAAGAAAAGAAAUAGAGGGAAAAGAGGAAAAAUUGCGGAUGAGGGAAGAGGAAUUAAAACUAAAAGAAAGAGAAAGCGAAUUAGAGAAAAAAGAAAAAGUUUUAAAGGAGAAAGAAGAGAAACUUAAAGAGAAAGCAAAUGAGUUAAAGAAAACCACAAUGGAAGCCAAACGGUUGGCUGCCCAGCUCCAAUUUAUGGCCGGGCAGCUUGACCGUUUGGCAAACCACGUACUUUCAGAAAUGACAAAAUGAAGAAUUAUUUUCGCCGGACAUUAAAGAAGUUUUUUAGACCGUCAGGUGUAAGUUGAUUUAUUGCAUAAUUAUUUUCUUUAUUUCACUACAACCAUAAAAAACAAAAUUUUUUUUUUUUUCUGUGUAAUAAUUAAUAUAUUUUAUGUCUAAGAGAAAUUUUGCACAUCUUGUAAGACCAACAUAUAUUUUUCAAAAAAAUACAAAGCCCAAGUGCUGUAUAUUUUUUGCUGUAGUAAAUAAGAAAUCCGUGUGAUCUCUUGUGAAGGAAAAGUUCUCCUCUUAUUGCAAGGUAUGUGCCCCAUCGCUGUCGUGCUCCACUUCCUCUGUUACCCCUGUCUUUAAUCAAUCGCUCCUCUCUUUAUCUAUCACUCGAAUCUUGGUCGAUAAAUCCCCUUUCCUAUAACAGCAAUCCUAUAUCUUGAAGCAUUGGUUUUCCUCGACAUCCCUCUUGCCCUCUUUUUUUGCACAGGCAACCUAAUUAAAAUCAGUAAAUAAUGUCAUUACAGGUCCAUAAUACAUAAAUUAUUUCCCCUUAUUCUCGUAAGUUACAAAUUAACAAAUAAUGCAUCCCUCUAGUUCCGUCCCUUUUUGCUGAGGCAACUGAAUUAGAAUUAAAAUCAAAAAAUGUUAUUAAAAGUUCUUAUUACCCAGUUCCCUUAAAUCCCCUUAAUUUAAAAGUUAACAAAUAAUGCCACCCUGUCCACCACCCCCCAGAAAAUAAACUCCUUGUAACCGAGCAGUCUGAGAUCAGAAAAUAUAAUAAACCCCCCAAAAAACCAAACCAAGCCGUGUAAGCAAUCUAAAAUUGGUUUCUAUUCAUGCAAAAACAAUAACAAGGGUGCGUAAUGUAUACUGCAAUGAACCACCGUACAGUCUUGCGGCAACAGAGGUUUUUGCUGAGCUGCACCUGUUAUUGGCUACCUCGUGCCUACUGGACAGAUACCACAAAACUACGCAAGCAGGAUGACGGAGCACUGUAAACAAGCCCCCCGUAAAAUGAUGCACUGAACUGUACAUUAAAAUCACGAAAGCAGGAUGUUGAAGUGUUAUAAACAAGCCCCUCGCAACUUGGUGAACUGAACUGAACUGUACUUUGUCGCUUAGCUGUUGUUCUUGUUAUUAUUUAUGUUAUAAGGUUACACAUGAGCUCCUGAGAGAACCCCAAAAAAAAAAAAAAAAAAAAAAAAAAAAAAAAAAAACAAUAAUAAUAAAAAUUAAUAAAUAAUUUAAGUUAAAUAUUAUCAUUAUCAUUAGUAAGCGCAUAUCCAUUCAAAUCCCCUUCUCCUGCCUUUAUGCAUCUGCGACACAAAUAAAGAUAUAUUUAUAGUUGUGACAUUUUCUGAACUCGUGCAAUAGUUGGUGAACUUAAGUGUAAUUUAUGAACUGAGUUGUCCUUACUGAACUAUAUUGUCUUUAUUGAACUAUAAAAACAAACAAAAGCGAGCACUUGCACUAGUAAAACCCCGAUGAGUUUUUUUGAUGGAGCAGUAAUAAGUGGAGGACAAUUUACGAUUUCCAUUAAUGCGCUUACUACCUCGCCGACCAUUCAAACCAGGAGUUCCGUCACCGAAACCACCGAAAAAAGGUGGAAGAGAAUCCGAAUUGAGGAGUCCGACUCGGAUUAA
Messenger RNA from Porites lobata, 11259 nucleotides. NCBI's taxonomy places the organism in Eukaryota, Metazoa, Cnidaria, Anthozoa, Scleractinia, Poritidae. The record is from the annotation of a GenBank genome assembly.